UAUUGUCGCGAACGGACGUACUUUUGCUCGUGCUUACCAAUCUCAAUCCGCUGCCGGAGUAUCAACAAUAACUUCGCUUGCGCGUGUGUGUUGUGAAGCCUUUUUUGGUCGUAUCGUACGCGCGGAACUCUGAGUGCCCUCGAAGUCACGACGCAUCACUCUCGCGCCUCUCAGUAAAAACAGUUUACGUCGCUCGAGGACAACGACGACCAAUGUUGACGUCCUGUCGGAUGCUGUUUUCUCUUUGAUCUCAUCUCAUCAUCACUGUCACAUCUCACUUUCGCUGAGCUUGUGUGUGUAUGUGUGCGCGCAUAUUUUGUUGGUGCUACCGCAUUCCCCUCCCCCGCAAUCAGACCCGCUCUCCCUGCCAGGAUACGAAAUUUAUGUAGAUAAACUCACAAAACAGGGCACAAGUUUGGCGUAGUAAAAGUGUGUUGUCUUCUCUAGCCAGCCGUCAGUCAGUCAGGAGACAGUGACGAGUUUUCGACGGUCGAACGGUCGGUCGGUCGGAUUUCCCCGGAAAAUAAAUUGUCAAGUUGUAUUCUUUCGGGCGCGGAUCUCUGUGUGAACGAAAUUCUCUCAGUGUGUGAGUUCAUUUUUCUUCCACUAUCUUCACAGGGUUUCUGAAGAGGACCAGUCAAUCAAUCAAUUUUUCGCUCCAGACAAAAUCUCGGCGAAAGGUUUUUCCUUUUUCCCAUGAUCAUCGCAAAAGGUGUUCGGGCGUUUUUUGGUGGUUGAAAAGGAUUAUAGUUCCGGUUGAGUGAUUCCAUAGUGAUAGUGUGUGAUAUUGAGAGAUCAGAAAAAGGCAAAAUUCUGACAGAAUCAUCACCCAAUCGAAACUGUGCAAGUGAAAGUUACAGAAUAUACCAAAAAUACCUACCAACCGCCGGGUGCAGCAGAGUUUGUUUAGCGUGUGCGGGACGGCGCGGGAUACCACUGAGCUGUAAUACCGUGCAGAAAGAGAAUCAACUGAAAAAGAUUGCAUAAAAUGGAGUAAUUAGUAGGCUCAGGCCCAGGCACAAUACCUCGCCAUAGCAAUAGUAAUAUCCCAAUAAUAGCGGCAGCAGCAUGGAAAAAUUAAUCCACUUCGAUAUGAUGUCAAAAUAAACAGUCACAAAGCAGAGUGCAAGAGAGAGAAAUAGCGGGCGCGUGGGAGGAACCAUCCGCGAACGGAUCCGGAAAACACGGCGGAAAACAAUCGAUGCUAAAUUGAUGAACUGAUUUAUGCAAAUCGGAUUGCAAACACAGAAGUCGCUCUUUGUCGCUACUGGAUUGCAGCGGGUCGCGCGCGAUUGUUUUCGCAGACGAAUCACGUAUCCAACCCAACCGAACCGUUCCGUCAUCAGUUUCGAGUUUGAUGUAUGUGCAAUAAGUGGUGGGCCGAAUUGUGAUCGUGGGUGGUGAUUUUUGUGCAUUCUCCCGUCUCCCGAUAAUAGUCGAUUAGUAGCUUCCGUUCCUCGUGCUUUGGCGCGUAAUUUUGGCAAGUGCAGGUGCCCGGAAGAAGGUGUAUACGAAAAAUCAUGCAAGAAAAUAGUGUGGCUGCAGUUCCGGUGUCCGGCGCGACCGUUACUGCUCCUGCUCUCUCGGGGAAUGGUCACCAAGUGCAACCGGGUGGUGGCGGAAGCGGGAACGGGGGUCAUACGUCUUCCAACAGCGCUUCCGGACCGACACCAGUGUCUUCACCGACCAACAGCAGUACGACCAGUAUAAGCGAGAUUGACCAGGCCCAGUUCGAGGCGGACAAAAGGGCGGUGUACAAACAUCCACUGUUUUCCCUGCUCGCGUUGCUGCUGGAAAAAUGCGAACAAGCGACACAAGGCUACAUUUCCUCCUCGAAUUCGUCCAGCCCGAACGGAUCCACGAAUGGAACAAGCGAUGGCGAUAGCUUCUCCCGAGAUGUUCAGGCAUUUGUGCAGAUGCUGGAGAAGGAGAAGCGCCCGCUGCUAACGAACAAUUCCGAACUGGACGGCCUUAUGAUCAAAGCGUUGCAAGUGCUGCGAAUACAUCUGCUGGAGCUGGAAAAGGUCCAGGAGCUGUGUAGGGACUUCUGUACUCGCUACAUUGCAUGUCUGCGGGGAAAAAUGCAGUCGGAAAAUCUCCUCCGGUCCGAUUAUGCCAUGGAGCAUAACAACAAUCUUUCAAAUUCAAACAGUCCAAUCAAUAGCCCGGAGCAGGACCUUUCCGGGAGCGCACAAGGAUAUUACCAAAACACCGAUUACCUGACCGGAACCGAUGCCAAUGAGUACAGCAAUAUGCAAGGUUCGUUCAAUCAGCCUCCCCGUCCCAAUCCCGAGCAACAAAUCCCUAAGCAUUUACAAAUCCCUCCCCAAGCGGACAUCUUCCGACCUGCGCUUCCACUUCCCCCGAAUCCAUCCCACACGAUAGUGGGAACCACCCCUCUGAGCCAGAUAGGUCUCUCCACGCACCCGCUGCUGGAAGCCUUCGCCAGUGGCCAACUGUCCCCGGGCGGCAGUUCGGACGAACUCGAUUCGGAGCUGGACGCCGGCACCGAUGAUCUCGGAGGCGGCGGCAGUGACAUCGACGGUGGUGGUGGUAGUGGUAAACGGUGCAAGCGGGGCAUUCUGCCAAAACACGCUACUAGCGUGAUGCGGGCCUGGUUAUUUCAGCAUCUUGUUCAUCCCUAUCCUACUGAGGACGAGAAACGUGCAAUAGCCGCCCAAACCAAUCUCACGCUGUUACAAGUCAAUAACUGGUUCAUCAACGCCAGACGCCGAAUACUCCAGCCAAUGCUUGAACAUGUAUCCGAUAAUUCUGCACAAAGUACUCCCCCACCACCAUCGUCAUCAUCGCAGCCGCCGCUAGCAAUGCCCACAAACCACCACCAAAGUCACCAUUCAAGCAAACAACACUGUUGGUCAGACAACCCAACGGAGGCACCCGGCCAGGCACCGCCCCUUCAACUGGCCAAUAUUGAAAACAUCAGCGCCAACAUCAACCGGGCGUUGGAUACGGAUCGACCUCUACUGACAAUGUCAUCCCGAAAGCUAGCAUCUGUCAACGAAUUCUUCCAGCAACAACAACAACAACAGCGUCUCCUUCAGAACCGUCUAGCGUCAGUCGCAAGCUCUGAGGACGAAUCAAAUGACGCUGGUAGUCUACUGAUCGGGGGUCAUAAUUAACCUCAACGGAAACCAAUGUAUACUAGCGACAAACCCGCCCACGUGGGUGAAGCGCAACUCAAAUGCCAUACGUAAUCUAGUUCGAAACUGGUGUUUAUUGUUAAGGUUUUUUUUUUGUUGUUAAGAGUUAAUUCUUGAACCUGGCUAUAAGAGCGAAACGAGUAUACGUAACUUGAAAAACCAACUCAUUAGGUAAGUUGAUAAAAAAAAUAUGGUAAUGACACCAUGGAUGGACCAACUGUCGAAACCCGCGCUCAAGUGCGUCGCAGUAGGCGGUCAGCUUGUGUUUCUUCCAAUAACGCCAACGGGCAGAGCGAGAGUGCUGUGUUAUUAUGGUUUAACAGAGUUCCAAUAUUAGUUUAAUUCGAUCAAUUUGGAACCAAAUUACCUUAAGUGAGUGUUCACGUUCAUGCGCCCGAUUCUGUUUGGAUUGUCGGUAAGCAAAAAUAAUCUAAUUGCUGAUUGGCUCCCAAAUUCAAAUUGUAUGCACACUUUGUCCGAUUGGAGCGUGUUUCCUUUCAUUUGCAAUUAAAGAACCACGUGGUAGAGGGGAAAGUGAAUUAAUUAGAAUGGAAAAGCCAUUUGUGAACAAAAUUUCCUUGCGACAGAACAUUCGAAGCUAAAUUAAUGCCUCCUUGGCCGAACGUGUGCUAGCUCAACGGCUCAGCGUGGUCAUUGAAUUGACCGAAUCAAAACCAAGUCAUGGACGCAUAAAUUCCCAGGCGAAGCUUUUAUGAAUAGUGAUGGGGUCGCGAGGGCUACAUGAUGAAAAUAUGAUAAUUAAUUAAUAAGCAUCACUCCCUCUUGCUUUCGGGUCACGUGCGUGUUGACAUGAAGGAUAAAACAGAGCCGGAUAAAAAACGAAAGAGAGAGAGAGUGCGGAAAAAACAUCAUGAGCGGUAAAAUUCGCGCGUCGCGGUGAUGAUGAAGUUGAAUUGAUUAAUAUUUAUUACAAAUAAUGAGGUUCCUCCCUUUGGUCCAAGAAUAAACAAACAUACGCAACUCAAUUAAAAAAAAAACAAGAACACACACAAAAAAAUAAGAACCAAAACGAGCAUUGGCUGGAAGGAGCAACGAUUGCAUGAAUAAAUAUUAUUUACAUAUAGAUUUUAUAUAUUUUAGCACAUGCCGGUAAGAACUACAAAGUGACAGGCGAUAGGGUGAAUAAAAAGUACACACACACACACACUCAAUUUUCGAAUAUAAAUUAUCGAAUUAAGCGAUAAUUGAAUGAUUAUGAUAAUACUUAUUAACAGGCAUGAGUCAACCCUGACCCACCUGUGCUGGUAUACCGGGUGUUGUAUCGAGAUCCCAGUGAAUUCGGAACCGAACGAUAUCCAGAAUUACCAAUUAAAAGAAUCAAACCAGAGCGAUUCCAUUUGAAUUCGAAGGUAACGAUGGUUUUUUUUAAAUUUUUUGAUUUGGCUCAAAUUUUGCAGGAGCAUUCUUUAUGACCAAAAAGGUCAAUUUGUAUCAUCGGUUUUCCAUUUGAACUCUAACCUUAUUUUUGAAAAGAGCCUAAACAAUGAUUCCUUGAAAGUUUUCGGACAAAUAUAACAUAGAAACGAUUGGUCCGAUUGAUUUGGUGUCUUCCGCAAUGUUUUAGGUUAUUAGGAGAAAGUCUAUAAAGGCUAUAUGGAGAAAGCCUUCUUUAUUUCCAAAAAAAGUUUCUCAAAAAAUGUGUUACUGAUUUUUUUUGACGUAGGAAUACGUCUUUCGUUUCUAUACCGGGGUGUAAAAUCAAUGCUUCGAAAACGAAAGCGUUACGCCGGAGACCGAAAUUUUGAGCGUUAAUAGCUCCUAAACAACUGAACGAAAUGGUAUGGUUACUUUUCGAUCCAAAAACUUGUUUCAAUAGCCUUAAAAUUGCUUUCAGAACAGGCUAUUGAAAUCACCAACCGGUAUAUAAGCGAGCGCCGCUCGGAAAUCCACUUAGUUAUAAUUGAACAGCGAUUGAGGUACCAUCGCAGGAAUGAAUGGAUGUUUCCCUAACACAGACUUCAAAACCAUGGAGCCAGGGGAAAUCGGCAUUGCAAAAUAGAUACAAGCAGCGGGUACUUUUGUACUCGUUUGCGUUUCUGCAAAUUGGAAUGUUUCCUUAACACAGACUUCUAAACCAUGGAGCCAGGGUAAACUGGCAUUGCAAAGUAGAUGCAUGCAGCGGAUACUUCCGUACCCGUUUGCGCUUUUGCAAAUCGGAAUGUUUCUCUAACACAGACUUUAAAACCAUGGAGCCUGGGGAAAUCGCCAUGGCAAAAUAGAUGCAAACAGCGGGUAUUUUUGUACUAACUUGCGUUUUUGCAAACCGGAAUGUGUUUUCCCAAUACAGAUUCCGAAACCAAUAAAAUCGGCAUUCCAGAUCUCGGCAGUACUUUUUGUACCCCCAUGCGUUUUUACACUCCGGAAUGCGUUUUGCUAACACGGUCUACAAAAGCGGGUACAAAUGCAACGCUUUGGCUCGGUUAUUCAAGACUGCAUGCCCCUUCAUGUCGCCAGCUCACUGAACUUUUACGCAUACCGUUUGAUGAUUAGGCAAAAUGUUGAUAACUAUUUGCUGCGAUAAUCACUACCAUAAUGCAUGAAUUCACCUAAAUUGGGAUUAGUUUGCAAUUGAAUUCGUAAAUUGUUUCAUUCAUACGCUAAUUUAAUCAAUAGCUCUGCGCAGCGGUGAUAUAGUACCCAAUGAGGAACAUUCGAAGUCCGAUUGUUGCUAAUUGAAAAACACAAAUGAUUACUAAGCCAACGGCAGUCCUACGUCAACCGUCCAUAGUUUUAUUUUUUGAUAUGAUGCAGCACAGUACGUCAAGAUGAAAAAAUUAUGGACAAAAAAGUUAUAUGUUUUUUUAAAGUUGGAUUCUUGAAAACUGUUGAAAUGAUGAAAUGUUUUUUAAGCCGAUCUACAAAAUGAAAGUACAAAUGAAUUACUACCGUUCCCGAGAUACAGUGAUUUCAAAAUAAAAUUUACUGACAAUCUCCACUUUCGGUUGUUUUCGGAUGUUUUACGAAAAUUAUUUUUCCGGAAGUAUUUCAUUUAAAGUUUUUAUACAAUGAUAAAAAGUUGCCUUUUAUUUCAGAUUUCAUUGUUUCAUAAUACUUACACAUUUUUUACUAUCAUUAUAGUUUAAAAAUUGCCUAACUUCUAUUUUAUCUACGGAAACUGUUAUAAAUGAAUGGUAUUUAUGUGUUCCUUGAACAGUAUUCGUUUUCAAAUAUAGUUCAUGGAGCUGUUGCUUGGUACCCAGCAAACAUUAAAGCGCAUAUAUAUCAUCAUAUAUCCCAAGAUUUUGGAUGGUAUAUGAAUAGCAUAUACAGGCGGACUCGAUUAUACACAAUCUCCGAUUUGUUUUUGUUUAUAAUCGAAUCCUGUAUAUAUUGGAGUCAAAAAAUUUUUUUUAUUUGUGUUUGUAUAUAUAACUUUUUUCGUUUAGGGCUCUGUUUGCCUAGAUUAAAAAAUACGCUACGUAAGACGAUUCUGUUGCUUCCGUUUGAAAGAUGAGAAAAUUUAGUAUAGGACAUAAUUGUGAAACAACUAAAUUAGUAGAUUCAAACAACAUUUUGGAAGUGAAAAACAUAGUUGUUUUGAAGGUAUUAUUUUAAAUUUCUUCGCGAAAAUUCAUAGUAAACUUAAUUGUUUCUAUCAACCAAAUUAAUGCUCUCUAACCGCUCUACAAUUUGGUCUAUGACACCAAACAUCUAUCUUUAUGUAUUUAUUUAUUUGGCCAGCAUUUGUACCACUGUGCACUCGGUUCCCCAGACUUCAAUGGGCAACAUAAACGGAGAAAAAAAAUUCUCAUAGAAAGCUUCUUUCUAUUCAGAGAAUGUUUUCUUUUCACGGGAAAUAGCUAUGGAUUAUUUAAUCAGACUUGCAAAAUGUGCCAGAAUUCAUAGCAUUUGAGUUCACGUAAUUUUUGCAAUCGGAACUAAAUUUCUAGUUAGUUUCUGUGAAAAAGUGCUCCACAAAGAAAUGUUCUAGGAGGAAUAAUUUUUUUCCGUGCAUGAAAAGAAACGAAACGAAAGCAAUGAAUACUGCGACAACGGGUGGUAUGUUUGGACAUGAUACACUUCAAUUAUAAACAUCGUGUUUAUGAUGUGAGAAACGCAUGUUCAUGUUCAAACAAAAACAUGGAAUUUUCACAUAUGUAAGUGUUUUUCGGAAGACUGGUUCAGCCUCUGCCCUUCAUACUUUUCAAAAUAACCGUCAACAAUCUUGGUGUGUCAAAUUCAUAAUAUGAUGUAAUAUGCUCUCAAUUACUUGAAUGAUAUAACACGUUUUUUCGAAGUAGAUUCAAAUUAUAUAACUAUGUUCGCUUGGAACGAAUUCUGGUGAUUUACAUGCCAAUCUUAUCGGAAAUUGAAGAAAAAAAAAAGAUUUGUUUGAUAUUUACAUUAGUUUCUCUCAUUCGUAAACAGUUUAAAUUAAUGAAAAUUGGAAGCAUUCCCAUUUUCCCAUACAUUUGUUUGAGAAUUUUUAGUCAAUUUUACUUUGAAAUCAUUUGGUAGCAUUUAACAAAAUUUUACCGGUCAUCUUUUUGACUGCAAAUUAUGCGCACUAUCAAUCUAGUCUAAAAACAAUUUAAAAAAAAAAACAUUUCAACAAUUUUCAAAAAUUCAACUACUUUUGGACGAUGGAUUACGUCUUUCAGAAACAUUUUGGGGGUACAAAUUGAAAAACGGAUACAAAUUGGAGAAUGAAAAUCUAUUGUAGCUCAGUCAUUUCAUGAUGGAUUGGCUAGAUUUUUGUACCAAUCGAUUUGGGCACUUCAUAACAAUUUAUUACAUCGAAAAAAAUAAUAUAUAUGAUCCUGUAGCAAAAUCAAAUUGGAACGUUCUUGCAGUUGAGUAAUAACUGGAGAAAAAGCCACUUACACCCCUUUCCUUCUAAGCCCAUCAUAUAUGAGGAGCUCAAAUGAAAGGGGUGUAAGUAAACUAUUCCAUUUUCUGUUCAUCGACUUUCGCUUUUGAUCAUAACUUUGCUGCAAACACAUUCCCAGCUUGUUUGUAGGAUUGGGCGAUCUUUUAAAAAAAGAUCUAUCUUUGAAAAAUCGAAUGCGUUUUUUUUUCAAUUUAUUUACUUAUUCUAUAUAAGUGUCGUCUGUUGUUUAACACUCCUAUACUCGCGCGAAAAAUCGUAACUCGUGUACUCACAGACAGUGCGGGUCUCUGUAAUAUUGCUAUUGUUUAUUUUUAGGCGUUAUUGAUAUUUAUUCAAAGAAAAAGAUACAAUAGAAUGAUAAAACUACAGAUUUUUUUUUUCUUUUACCCUUUCCCGUAUAACAUCGAGUCCCACUCGUGGGUACUUGAAUAACAUAGGGCGCCAGAACGCUCAGCAGACUAGUGAAAUCACUUGAUGUGUGACGUAUCAAAUAAUACGUGAAGGGGUCAACUUCAUUCAGUUUUAAUAGUCAUUUAGUUCAGUCACCUGAUUCAUUCUCGGUCUGUCAGACCUAUGCGCGAGUAUAGGAAGGUUAAACAUGUUAUAAACAUGUCACAUUUCUUUUCAAACGCCAAAGGCAUUGUAUUUUGAUUCUCAGUAUGAAGGUUACAAAAAACAGGAAAACCAAGAAAAAUGUAAUUUCCAGAGAUAUUCGUCUAGAGCUCCGCUGGCAAUAAUUCCAUAAAAUCAAACCAUGCCAUACAAUUCAAUUCUUUGUUUUUAAGAGGCUUUAAACUUUGCAGUUCAUUCGCCUCUAAGGUGCCAUACGUUUAGCAUUCAGUCCAAAUCUUGACAGUGGUCCCAGUUCUGAAACGAACCGUUUAGCCGGACCUGAUGUCAUCAUCCAAUUUCGUCACAAUUUUCACUGUCAGCCUAGUGAAUGUGAUGUGACAACUUGUCUUUAAAAUGUUUAAAAAGUUUAAAAUGGUCAUUUGAUCUGCCGGGGUAGUUUUGUGGUAGUCGAAUGAUAUUAUUCCUCUCGUGAGUGAAUAAUUUGUUGUUGUUUUAUUUUUUUUUUCAGUAAAAAGCAUUGAAAAAACUUUGUGUUUUACAUCUGACAGAUGAAAUCGGAGAACAGUAUAUUGAACUGCCAAAAAACUGCAUUGAGGAUUCAGAAAACAAGUUUCCACAGAUUCAAACGACGAUUUUCUUAACUUGUCCGUAUUCCCUCCUGUUCCCCUAUAAGCGUAAGUGUAACACUAUCUGAUAGCAGUUUUGCUAGAAAUAGCUACAAAGCUGAAACAAAUUAAAUCUUCAAAUAUUAAAAUCAAUCGCCAAAAAUCUUUGUUCGCGCAUCUAUGUUGUUGCGUUAUUAGUCCAAUUGAAAUUCGCGUUCACGCAUCUUUUCGCCAUCGUUACUCGAUUGUACCAAUGGUGGAGUGAACAAAAAAUAAUACCUAGCAGUCAAACUAAGUUAUCGUUUUCAGGACCAUCAAAUUAUUAUCAAAGAGUUAAAUAAUGAAAUUAUUCAAACAUAUCCACAAUCAACAUGCAGCAAAUAGCCUAACGUUAUCCUAGGUAAACGGUCGUGUCUUGGACACAACCCGCCUGUAACAUUUUUUUAAAUAAUAACUUUUUUGUGCAUUUUUUUCCAUUUUGACGCACCGUGCAAUAAUGUUCAUUAGUUGCCUGCUGCAACUAAUCAAAAAAUAAAAAACGCCUUUUUUUCUAAAGAUUGAGUUAUAAGUGUUUUAAAAAAAAUAAAAAUAAAAAUAAACCAUUUUGUUUUAACAGUGCACACUUUCUCCACAUAAUCUCAAUAAUAACCUAAAACUUUGCGGAAGACACCAAUUGGACCAAAUUUACAAAAAAUCUUCGCCCUUAGAAAUGGUAGCAAUUAGCAUUUUUUGGCUGUAAAUUAUGCGUACUUUCAUAAAAUCGGGUACAAAAACAAUCAAAAAAAAAUUUCAAAAAUCCAACUUUUUUCAAAAAAAUUAAAGUUUUAUGUCCACUUUUUCCAUUUUGACGCAAUUGGUUGAACGCUGCGACAUAUCGAAAAGUUUAAAAGAACACAUUUUUUUGAGAACAUUGAGCUUUAAGUGUUAUUUUCGAAAUAAAACGAAAAAAUAAAACAUGUUUUUAACAGUGAAUACUUUACCCACAUAAUUCCAAAAAUUACCUAAAACAAUGCGGAAGACACCAAGUCAAUUGGACCAAAUUUUCAAGCAAUCUUUGCUUAGGUAAUGUUAGGCAAAUGUAAGUUUAGAGUCAAAAUGACAAACCGAUGAAGCAGAUUGUCCUUUUUGGUCAUAAAGAAUGCAUCUGCAAAAUUUGAGCCAAAUAAAAAAAAAUACAAAAAUUAAAUUUAUGGACUCAGAAUCAAACCAAGCUGAUGUAUACGCUCUAAAUAAGGCAGCCUCAUGUCAACAAAGAUUACUUUAUUCGUAUUUUUUGCGUUGUCGAAAAGUCAAUCCUAUGUUAACCAAUCGAAUAGUAAGCAACGGAUAUACGUAAAAAAUAGUAAUAUUAUAUAUAGGUCAUAGAAACAAAUGAAAUAGAAUGUAAAAAAAGCACACACAAAAAGCAACUAUCGAAGAAAAAGUGAACGAGAGCAAGGAAAAAAAACGAGGAAGAAUUUAGCCUGUGAUAAUAGAUUUAUUUGAUUUUCAUAUCUCUUACUGAACAACAAACAACGCUGGAAAACAGUCCAUUCAAACUGAAUACUGAACUGCAACAGAUAUACGUAAAAUUCCUAUCUCUGUGUGUCAUAUACUGAAGAAAAAAAACAGAACAGAACAACGGAGUGGUGAAAGCAAAGUAUACCAUUUAUAUGUGUAAGGUUUUUUUUAGUAGCUAAUCAAUGAAACCAAAUGCCAAUUGACUAAGGAGUGAAACACACACACACACACACA
This is a messenger RNA of Toxorhynchites rutilus septentrionalis, 10925 nucleotides long. Its product is annotated as homeobox protein PKNOX1-like. Gene Ontology annotation, molecular function: RNA polymerase II cis-regulatory region sequence-specific DNA binding; DNA-binding transcription factor activity, RNA polymerase II-specific. NCBI's taxonomy places the organism in Eukaryota, Metazoa, Arthropoda, Insecta, Diptera, Culicidae. The record is from RefSeq and is a predicted model, not a curated record. Gene Ontology annotation, biological process: regulation of transcription by RNA polymerase II. The transcript has 13 exons. The coding region runs from base 1521 to 3140 and encodes 539 amino acids.